This is a messenger RNA of Fraxinus pennsylvanica, 483 nucleotides long. NCBI's taxonomy places the organism in Eukaryota, Viridiplantae, Streptophyta, Magnoliopsida, Lamiales, Oleaceae. The record is from the annotation of a GenBank genome assembly.
AUGUCGAUAAUUCCAAGUGUUUUCGGCCGAAGAAGCAACGUCUUUGAUCCAUUCUCUCUCGAUGUUUGGGACCCUUUCAAAGAUUGGCCCUUUAAUUCAGCCCUCUCAGUCCCAGCUCGUUCAGACCUCUCUAACGAGACAUCUCAGUUUGCCGCGACACGGAUUGACUGGAAGGAGACGCCGGAUGGCCACGUGUUCAAAGCUGAUCUUCCCGGACUGAAGAAGGAGGAAGUGAAGGUUGAAGUGGAGGAAGGGAACAUUCUGCAGAUUAGUGGAGAGCGGAGCAGAGAGAAGGAGGAGAAGAAUGAUUCCUGGCACCGCAUGGAGAGGAGCUCUGGAAAAUUCCUUCGCCGGUUCAGGCUGCCUGAGAAUGCAAAAAUGGAGCAUAUCAAAGCAAGUAUGGAGAAUGGGGUGCUGACUGUCACUGUCCCCAAGGAAGAGGUGAAGAAGCCUGAAGUCAAGGCCAUUGAUAUUUCUGGCUAA